Botrytis byssoidea is the source of this 270-nucleotide messenger RNA. RefSeq lists its product as uncharacterized. The record is from RefSeq and is a predicted model, not a curated record. The transcript is spliced from 2 exons. NCBI's taxonomy places the organism in Eukaryota, Fungi, Ascomycota, Leotiomycetes, Helotiales, Sclerotiniaceae. The coding region runs from base 1 to 270 and encodes 89 amino acids.
AUGUCAAGUGUUGGAGCAUUUGCCGAUUUUUCUUUCAAAGAAUCUUCCAAACUCGGCCAAGACGACCAUUUUUCGUUUGCAGACGGAAUAUUGACAAUCUCGGCCUAUCUGUGUUAUCGGGCACGAGUGAAUGAACGUCUUUCAAUGCCGAUUGAAAAGCAACUUCGCCGAUCCCAACAACAUAGAUCAUGUGACGAUCCGGGAAAUAACAGUUGCGAUUGUUGUCCACCAGUACUCCUCCAGAAAUGGCGAUUGAAAACCCCUUCUUGA